AUGUUCCAGGCACCCAGGAUUGCAGCAAGGACCAGUCGCCCUCAACUGCAGGAAUGUGCUCCCUCCCCAUGGCAAGAUACUACAUAAUUAAGGAUGCAGAUCAGAAGGCUCUGUACUUAAGAGGUGACCAGCUCCUGGUAGGAGAUCCCAAUGUGGACAACUGCUGUGCAGAGAAGAUCUGCAUACUUCCCAACAGAGGCCUGGACCGCACCAAAGUCCCCAUCUUCCUGGGGAUCCAGGGAGGCAGUCGCUGCCUAGCCUGUGUGGAGACAGGAGAGGGGCCUACUGUGCAGCUGGAGGAUGUGAACAUCGAGGAUCUGUACAAGGGUGGAGAAGAAGCCACGCGCUUCACCUUCUUCCAGAGAAGCUCGGGCUCAGCCUUCAGGCUUGAGGCCGCGGCCUGGCCUGGCUGGUUUCUCUGUGGUCCAGCUGAGUCCCAGCAGCCAAUACGACUUGUCAAGGAGAGUGAGCCAUUGGCCCACAUUGAACUCUACUUUGAACGGAGUCGGUAGGGAGGCAGGAGGCUGAGCUCCAGCCUGGUGCCCCCAAACCAAGCUCAUCCUACUCAGGAUCUGUGGUAGGCAGACUAAUGCCCCUCUAAAGCUGUCCACAUCCGAAUCCUCAGAAUCUGUGAAUACGUUACCUUACAAGACAACAGGGACUUGGCAAAUGUGAUUAAGGUAAGGAUCUUGAGAUGGGGAGACCAUCCUGGAUUAUCCCAGUGGGCCCAGUGUAACCACAGGGGUCCUCAUAAGAGUGAGGCAGGAGGGUGAGAGCCAGAGACUGGAAAAUGCUAUGCUGCUAAUUUCGAAUGUAGAGGAUGGGGGCUACCAGCCCGCGAAUGCUGGUGGUUUCCAGAAGCCGGAUAAUGCAAGGGACAGGAUUCUCCCCCAGAGCUUCCAGGAGAAACAGCCGAAUUUUAGUACAGUGAACCCAUUUCAGACACCCGACCUCCGGAACUGUAAAAUAAUAAAUGUGUGUUGUUUUAAGCCACCAAG
Messenger RNA from Callorhinus ursinus (northern fur seal), 998 nucleotides. The record is from RefSeq and is a predicted model, not a curated record. NCBI's taxonomy places the organism in Eukaryota, Metazoa, Chordata, Mammalia, Carnivora, Otariidae.